UGCUUUAAAUUCUUUCAGUGCAUGUUUAUCUUGUAUAGGUUCCGGUUUUAGCAAAUAGCAAAUGUAACAAAUUCAAAUGUUUUUAUAUAAGUGUACACAGCAAGACAGUAAACAUGUUAAAAUUUGUUCAUUAUUUAAGAAGAUAUCAAACAUUUUAUUUUAAGAGAUCACUGAGUAAUAAUUCAAAUGGCAUGAUACUUCGGACCUCUUAUCUUCCGCAGAAGUGUUCUAAUACCUUUAAGGUUAUUGGACUUAAGUAUUGCAAUGGAAAUGCACUGAAUGAGGCACAAAAGAAAAAAAAUGAACCAUUUUCUAAAAAACUGUUUAACCCAGUAAAAAAUGCUUUAGCCUCUGUUGGUAUAAUAAACAGUAAAUCUGUUCUGCAAAAGAGGCACUGCUUUCAUCCUGGUAUUUCAAAUUUGGAUCGAGAAGGAAUAGGUGUGAGAAAUUCGACUUCUAUUACCACGUCUCAAAUGAUUACAGCCAUGUUCUCUCACAUUUGGCCAAAGAAUGAAAAGGAUAUUAGAAAUAGAGUUAAAAUUGCAAUUUCUUUAUUAAUUGGAGCAAAAAUUUUAAAUGUUUCUGUUCCUUUUCUUUUUAAAUAUGGAAUUGAUUCGAUGAGCACCACUCAAAGUUUAGGGUCUUCUCCAGAAGCCAUAGCAGCUGUAGCUACUUCAAUCUUUGUCGGAUAUGGUAUUGCUCGUGCUGGUUCAGCAGGAUUUAAUGAAUUGAGAAAUGCAGUAUUUGCGAAAGUUGCUCAAAAUUCUAUUCAUAAAAUAGCAAAAAAUGUGUUUUUGCAUUUGCAUAAUCUUGAUUUAUCAUUCCACUUGUCUCGACGGACGGGUGCGCUAACCAAGACUAUAGACAGAGGAAGUCGGGGCAUUAAUUUCGUACUGACAGCAAUGGUAUUUAAUGUAGUUCCUACAGUUUUCGAAUUAGUUUUGGUCAGUACGAUUUUGGGACUAAAAUGUGGACCCGAAUAUGCAAGUAUAGCAUUAGGAUGCGUUCUUACUUAUGCAGUUUUCACACUUGCAGUUACGCGAUGGAGAACGAAAUUUCGAUUGAAUAUGAAUGAGGCAGAAAAUGAAGCUAGUAAUAAGGCCAUGGAUUCUCUCAUCAACUAUGAAACUGUAAAAUAUUUCAACAAUGAAAAAUAUGAAGCAGAAAGGUAUGACAUUUCUCUAAAGAAAUAUGAAUUUGCUUCAAUGAAGACAAGUACAAGUUUGGCCUUCCUAAAUUUUGGACAGCAAGCUAUAUUUAGUUCAGCUCUAAGCCUAAUUAUGGUAUUAACUGCAAAAGAUAUUUUAAAUGGAACUCUAACUGUCGGAGACUUGGUUAUGGUGAAUGGUUUGCUAUUUCAACUUUCGAUUCCACUAGGAUUUUUGGGUUCGGUGUAUCGAGAAGUAAGACAAGCUUUCAUUGACAUGAAGUCUAUGUUCCAUUUAAUGACAUUGGAUCCUAUUAUAAAGAAUAAGGCUUCAGUAGUUCCUUUUAAUAUUAGCCCUAAGAACGCUGAUAUUGUCUUUGAUAAAGUAAAGUAUCAAUAUGUCCCAGGAAAAACGAUAUUUGAUAAUAUGUCAUUCACAAUUCCUAGUGGAAAAAAGAUUGCAAUUGUUGGUGGUUCUGGAACAGGAAAGACUACAAUAGUGAGAUUACUGUAUAGGUUUUUUGAUCCAAAUAGUGGGAACAUUUAUAUUAAUGGCAAAAACAUUCAAGACAUUGAUGUGAACGAGCUUAGGCGAUCUAUUGCUAUUGUGCCACAGGAUUCUGUUUUAUUUCACGAUACGAUAUUCUACAACAUCCACUAUGGGAAUUUUUCAAUGACUGAAGCUGAUGUUUACGAUGCAGCAAAAAUGGCAAACUUACAUGAAAGUAUUUUAAAAUGGCCUAAAGGAUAUCAGACGCAAGUGGGUGAGCGAGGUUUAAAAUUGUCGGGUGGUGAAAAGCAACGAGUUGCAAUUGCAAGAGCGAUUUUAAAAAACAGUCCAAUAUUAAUAUUUGAUGAAGCUACAUCAUCUCUGGAUUCUAUUACGGAACAGAAUAUCCUCGAAGCUUUACGCAGAGCUACUACUGGAAGGACGUCUAUUGUUAUUGCACAUCGUCUGUCUACAGUUAUGGAUGCAGAUGAAAUCUUUGUUGUAAACAAUGGUGUUCUUAUGGAACGAGGGGAACACGCAGAUCUUCUCAAGAAUAAUUCUUAUUACAAUAAAUUGUGGACGACUCAAAAUAUUGGAGAGAAAAAACAAAUGUAAAUAUAUAAAAUGUUAAACACUGAUUAAUCAGAGCAAAUAAUUUAACAAAUUAACUACGCAAUUAAAUGUUAUUAUUAAUAUAUUGUUUCAUCAUA
This is a messenger RNA of Leptopilina heterotoma, 2347 nucleotides long. It is a transcript of the gene ABCB7, whose product is annotated as iron-sulfur clusters transporter ABCB7, mitochondrial. Gene Ontology annotation, biological process: transmembrane transport; intracellular iron ion homeostasis. Gene Ontology annotation, cellular component: mitochondrial inner membrane. The transcript is spliced from 11 exons. The record is from RefSeq and is a predicted model, not a curated record. Lineage: Eukaryota; Metazoa; Arthropoda; Insecta; Hymenoptera; Figitidae. Bases 114 to 2252 code for a protein of 712 amino acids. Gene Ontology annotation, molecular function: ATP hydrolysis activity; ABC-type transporter activity; ATP binding.